This is a messenger RNA of Meriones unguiculatus (Mongolian gerbil), 9617 nucleotides long. RefSeq names its product regulatory factor X3 (gene Rfx3). Gene Ontology annotation, cellular component: nucleus. The coding region runs from base 1012 to 3354 and encodes 780 amino acids. Lineage: Eukaryota; Metazoa; Chordata; Mammalia; Rodentia; Muridae. The transcript has 18 exons. Gene Ontology annotation, biological process: regulation of transcription by RNA polymerase II. The record is from RefSeq and is a predicted model, not a curated record. Gene Ontology annotation, molecular function: DNA-binding transcription factor activity, RNA polymerase II-specific; RNA polymerase II cis-regulatory region sequence-specific DNA binding.
GGGUCGGAGCGUCCCCCCCAGGUCUGCGGGCGCCCAGGAGGAGGGGCAGGUGGAGAGAAGGGGCUCGCUUUCUCCCUCUCCCUCUCUCUCCUCUCUCUCUUUCUUUAAUUCGCCUGCUUUGCAGAGCUGCCUGGUGGCCGCCGCUUUCCAAGUGGAAAUAGACAGCAGUGAGCAGGGGGGUCCCCGAAAGGUGCCGCGCCGCCGCUGCUGUUGUUCACUUGCGGGGCCUUGUCGGGGGGUUUUGUUAUUUUUGUCCUCGUACCUCGGUGAACUUUUCCCGAAGCCCGCUCCCUUCGUUUCGGCCCCUCGGUGCCCGCUGCUGAACGGGCUGCACUUACUUGACCAUCACUGGCCUCGCGGGAUUCUCUUUUUCUUUUAAAACUGUAUUUUUUUUUUCUUUGUGCUGCAAACAAUCUUAAUAUCCAUUCAGCAGUCUUCUCCCCCCCCCCCCACAACGCCCCCCUCUGCACACACAUCGAAACCAGGGGGGCCUCUGUUGCUCUGAGAGAUUUUUUUUUUAAGUCUCUCUUUCCUCUCCUCUUCCCUCUCUCUUGUCUCUCUGUCUCCCCCUCGUCUCCCUCUCCUCUCUUUCUCUCCCCCUCCCCUUUUCGGCGUUUGUGUGUGUGUGUGUGUGUGUGUGUGUGCAUGUGCGUGUGCGCGUGUGUGCUUGUGAUUUAAACCGGAUGCAGGGCAUCUGUGCUACUUGGGUUAGUGGUUACUGACAGCGCUUUAUCCUUCAUGUGGAGAUGGGAGGGGUAGUCCUGAGGUUCUGUUUCACUUUGAUGCACCUCCCUCCCCAUAGGAGAGUGUUAACAAUUUUCAUUGUGGUUUUGAGACUUUGUCUGUGAUGAACAGGAAAAGGACACAAGGAAGCUUUGUGAGAACUCAGUUCACAACGCUGUUUGUGACAGUUAUGGUACUUUGAGAGUUUUUUUUUUUUCCUCCCAUCUUCAUCUCUGUUGCUUUCCCUUGGAGAGUUGAAAUUGAAGUCAAGUUGUUCAUAAAGAAUGUAUGAAGCUUCUCAACUUGAAACAGACCAUCAUGCAGACUUCAGAGACGGGUUCAGACACAGGUUCGACAGUGACUCUACAGACAUCUGUGGCUAGCCAAGCAGCAGUGCCUACACAGGUGGUACAGCAAGUGCCAGUCCAGCAGCAGGUGCAACAGGUCCAGACAGUUCAGCAGGUCCAACAUGUCUACCCAGCUCAGGUGCAGUAUGUGGAAGGAAGUGAUACUGUCUACACCAACGGAGCAAUCCGAACGACAACUUACCCUUACACAGAAACACAGAUGUACAGCCAGAACACUGGAGGAAACUACUUUGAUACUCAAGGAAGUUCUGCACAGGUGACUACUGUGGUGUCCUCCCACAGUAUGGUGGGCACUGGCGGCAUUCAGAUGGGCGUCACCGGAGGACAACUCAUCAGCAGCUCGGGAGGGACCUACCUGAUUGGCAACUCCAUGGAGAAUUCUGGUCACGCUGUGACACACACGACUCGGGCCUCCCCAGCGACAAUUGAAAUGGCGAUUGAGACGCUGCAAAAGUCUGACGGUCUGUCCACUCACAGAAGCUCUCUUCUCAACAGCCAUCUCCAGUGGCUGUUGGACAAUUAUGAGACAGCAGAAGGAGUGAGCCUUCCAAGAAGCACUCUGUACAACCACUAUCUUCGACACUGUCAGGAACACAAACUGGACCCAGUCAACGCUGCCUCUUUUGGAAAACUAAUAAGGUCCAUUUUUAUGGGGCUACGAACUAGGAGAUUAGGUACUAGAGGAAACUCCAAGUACCAUUACUAUGGGAUUCGUGUGAAGCCAGAUUCUCCUCUUAACCGUCUACAGGAAGAUAUGCAGUACAUGGCGAUGAGACAGCAGCCCAUGCAGCAGAAGCAAAGGUACAAGCCUAUGCAGAAAGUGGAUGGGGUUGCAGAUGGUUUCACAGGAAGUGGCCAACAGACAGGCACAUCUGUUGAGCAAACUGUAAUUGCCCAAAGUCAACAUCAUCAACAGUUUUUAGAUGCAUCUCGAGCACUUCCAGAGUUUGGAGAAGUUGAAAUCUCUUCUCUGCCAGAUGGUACUACCUUUGAGGAUAUCAAGUCACUGCAGAGUCUUUAUCGAGAGCACUGUGAGGCAAUAUUGGACGUUGUUGUGAAUCUUCAGUUUAGCCUGAUAGAAAAAUUGUGGCAAACAUUCUGGCGCUAUUCUCCCUCUACUCCAACUGACGGCACUACCAUUACUGAAUCAAGCAAUCUGAGUGAAAUAGAAAGUCGACUUCCGAAAGCAAAGCUGAUAACUCUGUGCAAACAUGAGUCUAUCCUGAAAUGGAUGUGUAACUGUGACCAUGGGAUGUACCAGGCUUUGGUGGAGAUUCUCAUCCCCGACGUCCUUAGACCCAUUCCUAGUGCCUUGACCCAAGCCAUUCGAAAUUUUGCAAAAAGCCUUGAAGGUUGGCUUUCAAAUGCCAUGAACAAUAUUCCACAGAGAAUGAUUCAAACCAAGGUUGCCGCUGUAAGUGCCUUUGCCCAGACUCUGCGAAGAUACACAUCGCUCAAUCACCUGGCCCAGGCAGCCCGCGCCGUGCUUCAGAACACUUCCCAGAUCAACCAGAUGCUCAGUGACCUCAACCGCGUUGACUUUGCCAAUGUCCAGGAGCAGGCUUCCUGGGUGUGCCAGUGUGAUGACAACAUGGUUCAGAGACUAGAGACAGACUUCAAGAUGACCCUUCAGCAGCAGAGCACUCUGGAGCAGUGGGCAGCGUGGCUGGACAAUGUGAUGAUGCAAGCGCUGAAGCCCUAUGAAGGAAGACCCAGCUUCCCCAAAGCCGCCAGGCAGUUUCUGCUCAAAUGGUCUUUCUACAGCUCAAUGGUUAUCCGGGACUUAACCUUGCGCAGUGCUGCUAGCUUUGGCUCCUUUCACCUGAUCCGGCUGCUGUAUGACGAGUACAUGUUCUACCUCGUAGAGCACCGUGUUGCUCAGGCGACGGGGGAGACACCGAUAGCAGUGAUGGGCGAGACAUACCUUGUAGAUGAAAAAUAUACUCCUAUCAUGGAACUCUUUAUAAGCAAACUUCUGAAUUUUGGUGAUUUAAAUGCUGUAUCUCCUGGAAAUCUGGAUAAAGAUGAGGGCAGUGAAGUUGAAAGUGAGAUGGAUGAAGACCUGGAUGAUUCUUCAGAGCCUCAGGCCAAAAGAGAGAAAACAGAGCUGAGCCAGGCAUUCCCAGUGGGCUGCAUGCAGCCGGUGCUGGAGAGUGGCGUGCAGCCCAGCCUCCUGAACCCCCUCCACAGCGAGCACAUCGUCACGAGUACGCAGACCAUCAGGCAGUGCAGCGCCACGGGCAACACCUACACCGCAGUCUAACGGCAGGAAAGCAGGUUUCUCCGGCUUACUUCCCCCGAUGGUACUGGGCUUAAGCUGAAAUUCUAACAAGCCUGAAGGCUGACUGUUGUCAAAAGUCUAUCUGUGCUGAACAUUACCUUUUCGGAGUUGUGAAAUGGAAUGGGUGUAUGUAUUUUUCCAGGUCUUUUUUUUUUUUUUUAACACAAAUUAUUUGCCUUUUAAUAAUAAGAGUUUCUCCCCGCCCCUUUUAGUUUCAGGUGUCAAGAAGGAUUUUUACAUUUAAUGUCAUUGUUUUUGUUUUCUCAUAAUUAAAAAGUAAUUUGCAUUUUGUAGCUUAAAAUAUUUUAUUGUUGAUUGUUAGUCUUGGUGUAUGAUUUUUAUGUGUAAGAUUUUUAAUUAGAUGCACUUCUGUGAAAUAUCAAAAGAAAUGAAUUUCUUUGAUUUACACUGGAGGCAUGCCCAUUUGGCAGCAGAUGCAUCAAACUUGCUUCUGAAAGGUGCUUUUCAUUGGACAGAACCAUAAGACACUAUUUUGAUAACAUUUUGGAGUAUGGAGAGAAUACAGAGCGUUUUUAUUAUAGUGGUAGAGGGUUGGGAAGGUCAUCUAUUUUUCUCUGAAAAAAAAUCAAGCUGUGCAUUUAUCAGUUCGGGGUAAAUGACAGAAUUGCAAGAGAUUAUGCUAAUAUGUACAUAAUUUGUGUACAUAAUUAUUAAACCACAUUAACAAUGCAAGCUUCCGUUAGACAUUGACUUUUAACUAUUAUUUACAUACCAAUUCCUCUGUUUAAAGACUACUGAUUCUGUAUUGGGACCACUGCACAGAGGCGUUCUGCUGUUAAGUGGGGCUGUUAUAGUUAGAUACUGAAACUGAAAAGAAAAAAAUGACUUGACUUUUUUUUUUUUAAGUGUAUAUGCUACUUAUACUGAGCUGGACAUACAGGAAACCAUUCCAUUUGGAUGACUUUCUUUUAUUCCAGGUCUUUUUUCUAAUAGUAGUUCAAUAUGCUGCUAUUAUAAAAGAAAAUGUAUAGAAUGCAAGGAAUGUAGCGACCUGCAUAUUGUUAUUUCCUGGUUUCUAAAGUACAUGGAUUUAAAUUUUACACAGAACCUGAAGGCAGUGUGACUGGCACACCUCACUGUUGCUGACCCCGAUUCUGUAGGAUUUGGAUAGGUGGCUGGAUGGACCAUUGCCAUUGAAGAAUGUACAUCAGGGAUCAUCGUACCUCGGCUAUUACAUGGUGCCUUAAAAACAGAACUGAGCUAAGGUUUAGUAAGGUUUAUUUUGUUCGUGUGAAUAACUCUUCAAUCCAUUUGGUAAAUUGUGCCUGUCAUGCUCAGAUUCCUGAAAUGAGGACAGGUCACAUGUUCUUCAAGGGGAAUUUAGGGGACAAUGAAGCAAAACAAAGAGACAAAAACUUCAGUUUCUCGCUGAGUGACUGUGAGUGGACUUGUCUAUGUUUUAUCCUUGGAGCUGAAUAUCACUUGAUUACAAAUCAGAUUGCUAAGGGUGUGGGCUAACAGGCUAGUUUUCAUACAAAUAUGUUACAUGAAGAUCAUGUUGUAGACCAUUCUUAUCUAGUUACAAUUCUAGAAAGCUAACAGCAUAAGCAGGUACUUAUUGAAGUGCAUCUUUUCAGUCUAAAUGUCCGUCUGUGUGUCUGGGUGUCUCUGUGUACACACGCACACACACACACCCAUAUUCUCAUACACUCACACAUGCCUUGCACGCACAUGGAGCAGGAGUCUGCUAAAGUCAGAGAUCCUUAAGGCUCAUCCCAUUUUCCGUUGCAUGACAAGCCAAGGUUCUUUUCAGUACUCAAACUAUCAACAACAACAAAAAUAGGGCACAUCCUUUCGUUUAAGUAAUUAUAAAAUUAAAUGGGUGAAAGUCAAUAAAGAAUUAAAUCAAUAAAGCCAAAAAAGGAAAGGGAAGCACAAAAUGAAAUAUGGAUCACUACUGAGGCCUAUAUUAUACUGAAGACUUCAUCUUUCCAUUUGGGUUGGGUGAGGCUUAUGGUUAAAGAAAAGAGGCAGCUCCAAUCUGGAAAGUUAAAAAUACCAAAUGGCUUAUCAGGAAAUACAGUCUAUUGAACCUGUUAUUGCCUGAUUGUCUCAACCUUCUGAAAAUCAACAGCAUUUCUUAACUAAAUGUCUUAAAUAUGAUUUUUAAUGGAUUUAGAUUUUUGUAUCAAGCAACUUAUUCAUGUUUGAGCCUUCACUGGCAUCCAAGCAUCACUUCAUUACUGAGGACCCCGAAAGGCAAUGAAUUUGCAAUCCCCUCCCCUGCAUAAUCCAUCAUAAGCUACAAAAGACCAUGGAUCUACUUCAUUGUGAGUUAGAAAAUGUUUACACAUAAAACUAAAAUCACAAAAUAGCUCACUUCAUCUUGAUUUUCCCUCUGAGGUCUUUGAGUUUCCUGUCUCUGUCUGUCGUCCCCAGAUGACAUCAUGUCUGUAUUGGACCAAAUGUAUUUACUGGUUUCACUGUGUUUGUUGGCUGAUUUUUAAUGUAUGUGUAUUAUGUUUUCAUUUAAUUUAGUGUUGGAGAUAUCAUGAGAGGAAUCUGCUAACAAUGGACAGAUGUAGAUUCAUGAGACUGAGGGACUGAUUGGCCCUCCAGAAUUCAACAUUUCUUCCAGUUGUUCAUGGUUGGUUCUAAAUUAGGACAGAGUAGAAAGUAAUAAAUAUUGUUAUGGUUGAAACUGACUCUAAAAUAUUCUGAAAUCUUUUACAAAUAUUCAGGAACAUUAAUCCUUUUACACCAGUGUAGAUAGCUCUAACCAAAACACACAAGGAAUACCUAUGGCUUGUUACUCUUCUAAUUAUUUGUAGUGCAUUGCACACACAGUCAAUUUUGGACUUGAAUUGUGAAAUCUAUUAGAAAAACAAAAACAGUAAUUUAUACGCAGGCAUAAGUUAGAACAAUCACAUUUGUUUUAGUCACCAUUUUUCUUUCCAUUUUCCUACUUGUUGAAACUGGCUUUUCUAAAUGAUAUCCGCCACUGACUGUCUCAUGGUAGACUUACUGACACAGUACUCAUUUUAAGGACUUGCUGGUAUUUCUUGGCAUUGUAAUCAAAUGCUAGUCUUGAAAUACAUGUAUACGAACCAAGUGCUGUCCUUCUAGUGAGGAAAAGGGAAGGGAGGUGCAUGAGCUAUUGGUACAUUUCAGAAGAGAUAUUUCCAUUUAAAACAACUGAGUAUCGGAGGUAUAGUUUUAUAUUGGCAAAUACUUUAAGAAUUAUAGGCAAAAGAUUUAUGCUUCCAAAACCAGUGAACAAUGGGUGGAAUGACUUCUCCUGGGAACACAGGGCCCAGUUUCUGCUUUUCCCUUUGGAUACUAAGUUACUAAUAACUUCAGGAUUUGCAUCCAAGUCACGUUUGGAUUGACUGUAUGAGUCUUACUGCCUUUUUAGAAAUCUGCGUUGUUUUUUUGUUUUUUGUUUUUUUUGUGAUUUUCCUUGUACUGUAUAGCACGGUUCAUGCACCUCUCUUUAGAUGGUGUACUUUAAAAACAGAAGUAAAAUACACAAAUGGUUUUCUCGCUGCAUACCUAAAGUUAGUAGUGUGCAACAUUAACUGCCUUUGAUUUGUGCUGUAGACGUCAGUCAGGAGUGACCACAGCUUCCAUGCUGUCACCGUGGGCCUUUCCACAUGGACACACUCUCUAGAAGUACUAAAUGCAUUUUUAGUCUUUGAAAUAUUAUUAUCAUUAUUGACAUUACUGAUAUUAUUUGAAAUGUCUAGAAUAACGCUGUGCUUAAACUAUCCAUGUAAAAGAGAACAAGUGUGUCGCUGUGAUGGUGCUCAUUGCAUGGACACAGCAGGAAGUCAAAAACUUGGCUAGUCACAUUUCUACACAAGGUAAGGCAGUGGCUAGUUACGACAGAUUGACUUCGUCAUAACCUCUCUUCCCCAAAUUCUUUUGAGCAAAUCACAACCAUCCAGAAGCUAAAAUCAGAACUUUGUUGAUCUGCGCAGAGCACAUCAGAGCCUGGGGGAGGAGGGCUGGCAUGCAGUGCUGUCAAACACUGGGCUGUGACUGGACGAGAGCGACCUCCAUGGACGCGGUAGAACAAACCCUUUAACAGAACCCUAGUACUUCUGCGACUCUGGUGAUUUUAAAAGACUGGAACUGAAGCAUGAAUUCAGUGCUUAGUUCUAGUACUAGAAAAGCCCUUUGCUGUAAUGCCUUGUAUUAACCCUUUGAGCAUUGUAAGAUAUACAAUGGGGGAUGAAAGCCUUUCAGAUCAUUUAUUUAGACUUUAAAAAAGUAAAAUAGCCUCUAUAUCCAAAUGUCUAAUUACGCUGUUUUUUAAAGGGGGGGAGGGGUCAGAAAAGAAAGUGUCUCCAUGUCGAACACUUGCAUUUUAUAUACAACUCUUAAUUUUCCUUCAAGAGGGCUUGAUAUAUUUAUUCCCAAAUAUUCACUGCCAUCUAAGUAAGUGUACUGUUUACAGAAGACAAAAUCAACUUGUCUAGCAUCACAUGACUCUCUAGAAAAGGAGAACACAUAUGUGGGCCCGUGCAGGCCUAUGUUAUAACUGAUUGCUGAUCACUGGAGGUACCUGAUUGCCUUUAAAGGGUAUGAUAAAACAAAGGGUUACAUUUCUUCUUCUUCUUUUUUUUCCCCCCAAAACAAACGAUCUCAUUUAUUUAGCUUUAGAAAGUACAAGUGUAAGCGAAGCCUUAGGAAGGAAUGAGUUCCCUUGAACACAGCUGAACUCUGAGGUACUUAGGAUCUUUGGAGUUGCAUCAAUCAUAAAAUCUUGUUUGGAAAGUCAUACAGGGCAUAAUUUUAUCUAUGCUCCAAAACAUUAAUACUUGUCAUGAGACAUAGAGAUGCAGAAUGGCGAGCAAAGCACACCCCUGCUUUAAGCUCUUCUGCCCCGCGAUGCUGUGACAGCUGCUUCAGAUAUCUCCGAAUGGCAUUCUGCUGACAACAUUGCUGAUUUCUUUGAGGGACUUUCUGGACAGUUGAUCUGGUCCUCCCCUGGGUGACAGAACAGGGAGCAGUGUUGUCCGCAGGCGUGCUCACGAUGCCCUUGCUGGGCGUGAGCAGGAGCGUACCCUAUUCUGAUGUCUGCCGACAUCCAUAGCAUAGUGCAAGUGUCCGUACAUUGCUUUUUAGGCAGUUGAGGAGGUCAGACCAUGCAAAUUACUCAUGUGUUAACUAACAUGCAAUACUCAAAGGGUUUUACUUUAGCUCUCUUCUUUUGACUCUUCAUGAUGAUUUACUGUAAAUGCUUCUCAGUUUGCAUGCCUUGCCCAUUGCUGCUAGUGAUUUUAUGUGCCAGUAGACCUGAGUUUAGUUUACCAAUUUUACUUAAAUAGUAAAAGCCACUUACAAAGUGACUGCCUAGGACUGAUUCUCCUUUUGUUUAAAGGGAUUGGUGAUACGUCUUUUUAAAAAGAAACCUUAUGUCUCUUCUAUUUGGUUUUGAUAUUUGACUCUUUUCCCCCUCUUUCCUUUGUUAUUUUCUUUUUUCUUUUUUUUCUUUUUCUUUUUAACAAAGUAUGACGUUGGGAUUGGAAGCCCUGAGUAAUGAAAUAUUUGGUAAGAACCGUUUAUGUAGCUCAAUAAUGAUGACAACAAAUCUCUGUGAGAAGUAUGAUUCUGGGGAGGAAAGCAAAAAUAAAACUCUGAUUGACUUUUGAUGACCAAGUAAAAUUUCCUUGAAUAAAUUAGCAUUUCUGAACAAACGAUUACCUUGUUUUAGCCUACCAUGCGCAAUUUUAUAUGACCCAAUAAGGAAGGUAUUAAAUUGUAUUCGUUUAAAAAGCAUCUUUUGUACCAAAGCAAAUUCUUUUCUCUGCUCAUCUCCAUCAUCGAUUUGGACCUAUGUGGCGACCAAUGAGUUGGUUCUAGAAACUUAAGCGAGUGCCUUGAGAACACUUGGGAAUUGUGCCUGAGGUGGAAAACUUUUAAUUAGGUUAACUGUAGCGCUUACCAAUCAGUAACUCACUGUCACUCAGGGCUUUCGUACCUUCUAGGUAAAACUUCUUUCAUUGUGUUUUCUUUUUCUUUUUUUUUUAAUACUGUGUUUUUUUUAAGUGCCAUCAUUUAAAUUUCACUUAGUAAGUGGCAGAUUACAUUAUUCAGUCCCACAAGCACACAAACAUAGUAACACUAGGAGAUAUUUGAGCAUUUAUUUUACAAUCGACUGAAUAUAUUAUGUAAAUGAGGUAAGCAACUUUUGUAGAGAUUGUAUGUGUGAGAUAAUGUAAUGUUCUUUUCCAGUUUUUGGACUACAGUUGAAUAAACUUUUUAAUUAUUUAAAAACA